CGUUGGUCUCGGAUCCUCGCGCACUUAACCCUGUCGGGCAUAUUUAUCCCUCGACUCGACCUUUUCCAUGAUGCUCUUCAAUCAACAUGGGCCCGGGGUAACCUUACAAACUCGGGCAAACAUAUAGACGUCGGUGAUGAGCGUCGCGGAGACAUCAGCUGGCUGAUUGACCGACCGACCAUCUGCCUCCUCGGCCAGCGGAACACGCUGCCAGUGCAUGGCGACGACGCACCUUAUGGCCAAUGUAGGUAUAGUACUACGAGACAGGUAGGGACAAGACAGCCAAGUAUAUCUUUGAGACGCCUGGCCCUUUCUCCUGUUCUGUUGUUGUAUUCUACUCUCCUCUGCUGUUCCAUUCUCUUGCGCGCAUCACUCAAAUACAACUCCGCUGCCUCUACAACUUGAAUCUCUUGAGACAACAUGGGCUCGUCACCAGCUUUCACGUACUUUUCCAAAGCGCAGAAGGAAUUCAAGCCUCCCCUGAUCGCAAACGAGAACGCCUACCUCGGGGACAUCGCCAGCAGUGACAAAAAUGACCCGGAGAAGCCCAUCAGCGCCGGCUUCUACCGCCUCGAAAAGGGCACUCCCUUAGUCUACACUUAUACCUACCAUGAGAUGAAGAUCAUUUUGGAAGGAGAGUUUGAUAUCAAGGACGAAACCGGCCAAUCUGUGCAUGCUGUCGCGGGAGACGUCUUUUAUUUCCCCAAGGGUGCCGUCAUCACAUUCACAACAAAUUCAUACGGGUUGGCGUUCUAUACCGGCCAACGAAAAGAGGGAGCUGCAUGAGCGAGACGAAGGAAAGAAAAGAUAACACAUGAGGACAAGAAGCUAGUCUUUAGAAUCAAAAAUCCUUUCUACUGUUCAGACAUCCACCGGCUGAUCUAUGCUUAUCUUGCCCUUUUGAUCCGACGCCAAGACUGACACAAAACAAAACACGCCAUGAAAACCAACAAGAUACCAAAUAUGGUGGAGGUGGAGGCGGAGUGACCGCGGUGUUCAACUUCAACUCCACCUCCACCUUCCGCCACUGGCAGUCAGAGGGCAGACUCUGUGGGUUUUAGACAGUCUUUGAUAAACACCUCCAGAUCGUCAAUUUCCUGCAUGUCCGCUGAGUGCGGGAGACCCCUAUGCAGCAUCAGCAUCAGCAACCAGAUCCAUAUCAUGCACGUCCUAGACCCA
Molecule: messenger RNA, 1179 nt
Organism: Exophiala dermatitidis NIH/UT8656
Lineage: Eukaryota; Fungi; Ascomycota; Eurotiomycetes; Chaetothyriales; Herpotrichiellaceae
Exons: 2
Coding region: 421-786 (121 amino acids)
Source: RefSeq, a predicted model, not a curated record